UUGCUGGUUUGUUUAUGACGCGGCUCGACGGUCCCGUUAGCCUGACAGCUGACCGACAGGACGCUCGUUGUAAAAAAAAAAAACGCACUCUUCGAUGUCUGACUUCCUGGAGGAUGCCGCGCGGUGAACCGCAGACUUUACCGAGAGAAGAAAGCUCGUUAGCGGGAGGGGGAGGAGCGGCUAGUCGGCGAGUCGGAACACGGGCCAGAUUACAGUGGUUAGCCUAGCAUUCGGCUCAUCUGUAACACUUAUGGCGUGACGUCGGACAGGAAAGCGGCUGGACGAAGGCUGGACCGAGCCUCGUUUAUAACAUAUAUACACUUUAAAAAAGAGGCAGUGUGUAGAGGAAACUGGUGCAUGUGUGUGUCUCGCAGGUUCGGCUUUUAGACGGCUGCCUGGCGACUGAAGGCGAGUUAGCUCGCGAGCUACAAUUCAUGUUAGCAUGGCGUCAGACACAAGUGACACCGAGGAAUUCUAUGAUGCUCCCGAGGACGUUAACUUGACUCCUUCUCCCAAAGUGUCACCGACCAAGUUCACCAUUCCUUCGCCUCUGUUAUCACAGAAAUCAGCAAAAAAGGAUGUGGGCGGCGGAGCGGCCGCAUCCCAGACUCGGCAGGACGACUCCCUACUGAUCAUCGACAGCAUCGUCGAGGAGAGUCAAAAUGGGAACGUCGGCGAGGUGGCCGAGCUGUUGGAUCAGCUGCAGGCGGACGCGAGAGGCCGAGCGGAGCCGAAGGAGGAGAACGGCGCCCGGGAGGCGGCGCCGGCCGCCGCCCCUCGGCUCGCCGAGAGGCCGGAGGACCGUCGGGAACGCGCGGCGGCGAGCAACGGAGCGCGCUCUUUACCCGAACCCUCGGAUCCCCCGAGGCCGUCGGGCGGCUCGCAAGACGGCGCUCAGCCUCCGGACGUCACCGGCGGCUCCGCGGGACUACGGCAGCUGGACGGCGCCGCCGGGGAGCAGGAGGAGGAGCGGAGACCCGCGGACACCUUCGACCGGGCGCUCCCCCCGUUCUCGGACUCCUCCGGGCCCACGAAGCCCCCGCGGCAACUAACGGCCGAGCCGGACAUUGUGGCGAGCACCAAGAAGCCGGCUCCCUCGCGCCCGCCGCCGCCCGCCGGAGGGCCGCCGCCGAGACCGCCGCCGCCCUCCUGGCAGAGUCUGCCCUCCAAGAAGUCUCAGGAGUGUCUGAGGCCGAUGGGACUCGAAGUGUGCGCCGAGGCCGACACCCUGGAGCCGUCCGGCCUGGUUUCCCCCAGCAGCACCGUGAGGAGCCUCACCAAAGAGCUGCAGCAUUCCUUGGACCUGGCCAGCGCCACCAGCGGAGUGAAAGUGGUGACGGCUCAGGAAAACGAGGACGACUCGCCGGAGGGAGGAGGAGCCACGCCGAGCCCCCAGCGGCCACGCUCCGACUCCGGGAGAGAGCUGACGGAUGAACAGAUUCUGGCCAGUGUGAUGAUCAAGAAUCUGGACACGGGGGAGGAGAUCCCUCUCAUCCAGGCGGAGGAGAAGCUUCCUCCGGGGAUCAACCCGCUGACGCUGCACAUCAUGAGGAGGACCAAGGAGUACAUCAUGAACGACGCGGCGCAGUCGGACGACGACGACAAAGCUCAGGCUCCCCUGGUGGACACGGACGGAGGGAAACUCAAACAGAAAACAACACAGUUCAAGAAGUUCCUGGGUAAGUCCGUGAAGAAGGCCAAACACCUCGCUGAGGAGUAUGGAGAGAAGGCCGUCAACAAAGUGAAGAGUGUGCGUGAUGAAGUGUUCCACACGGAUCAGGACGACCCGUCGUCCAGCGACGACGAGGGCAUGCCGUACACGCGGCCCGCCAAGUUCAAGGCGGCGCACAGCUUCAAGGGUCCCUUCGACUUCGACCAGAUCAAAGUGGUGCAGGACCUGAGCGGCGAGCACAUGGGCGCCGUGUGGACCAUGAAGUUCUCCCACUGCGGGCGGCUGCUGGCGACCGCCGGCCAGGACAACGUGGUGCGCAUCUGGGUCCUAAAGUCCGCCUUCGACUACUUCAACAACAUGAGACAAAAAUACAACACUGAAGGCCGGGUUUCACCGUCUCCGUCCCAGGAGAGUUUGUGCUCCUCGAAAUCCGACGACCACGGAGUGAGUGGACUGAACCUUCUUUUUUUUUUUUUUGCAUCUUCAGAAAAUACGAUACGCUAUUUUAUCACGUAA
Molecule: messenger RNA, 2188 nt
Organism: Pseudoliparis swirei
Lineage: Eukaryota; Metazoa; Chordata; Actinopteri; Perciformes; Liparidae
Gene: wdr44
Product: WD repeat domain 44
Exons: 12
Coding region: 443-2188 (581 amino acids)
Molecular function (GO): protein binding
Source: RefSeq, a predicted model, not a curated record